This is a messenger RNA of Rhodamnia argentea, 2798 nucleotides long. RefSeq names its product beta-galactosidase 5-like. Bases 184 to 2376 code for a protein of 730 amino acids. Gene Ontology annotation, biological process: carbohydrate metabolic process. Gene Ontology annotation, cellular component: cell wall; vacuole. Lineage: Eukaryota; Viridiplantae; Streptophyta; Magnoliopsida; Myrtales; Myrtaceae. The transcript has 18 exons. The record is from RefSeq and is a predicted model, not a curated record. Gene Ontology annotation, molecular function: beta-galactosidase activity.
CUCCUGCGCUGUAGGCCAGUGGGCAAGCCGUGUGCUCCCACCAUCACCGUUUAACCGACAAACCCAAAAUGGCUUUUCGUUCUAGAUAAGAGAAGCUCGAGAUAACACUCUUACCCACUUCAUUUCCCCCCUACAUUUUUGAGGAAGAGAGUGAAGAAGUGUGUGAAGCACAAAAAAAAAAAAAUGGGAAUUUUUUUAGUUCCCAAGCUGCAAAUUUUGUUGCUCUUGCUCUGCUUGUUCCUGGGUUUUGAGUUGAUCCGAUGCAAUGUGAGCUACGAUAGGAAGUCACUGAUCAUCAAUGGCCACAGGAGGAUCCUCAUCUCUGGCUCCAUUCACUACCCCAGAAGCACUCCUGACAUGUGGGAAGACCUUAUACAGAAGGCUAAAGAUGGAGGUCUGGAUGUCAUUGAGACAUAUGUCUUUUGGAAUGGUCAUGAACCUUCUCCUCGCAAUUAUAAUUUUGAUGGGAGAUACGACCUUGUGAGGUUCAUAAAGACGGUUCAAAAAGUAGGACUUUACGCUCAUCUCCGCAUUGGACCUUACGUUUGUGCAGAGUGGAAUUUCGGGGGAUUUCCUGUUUGGCUCAAGUUUGUACCCGGGAUCAGCUUCAGAACUGAUAAUGAGCCUUUCAAGGCUGCAAUGCAAGGAUUCACCCAGAAAAUUGUACAGAUGAUGAAAGAUGAGGGGCUUUUUGCAUCUCAAGGCGGUCCCAUUAUACUCUCUCAGAUUGAAAAUGAAUAUGGUCCAGAGAGCAAAACACUUGGAGCUGCUGGUCAUGCAUACAUAAAUUGGGCUGCAAAAAUGGCUGUUGGAUUGGAUACAGGGGUCCCUUGGGUGAUGUGCAAGGAAGAUGAUGCCCCUGAUCCUGUGAUAAAUGCAUGUAAUGGGUUUUACUGUGAUGCUUUCUCACCCAACAGACCUUAUAAGCCAACAAUGUGGACUGAAGCCUGGAGUGGCUGGUUUACGGAGUUUGGCGGAGCAAUUCAUGAGCGGCCAGUUGAAGAUUUGGCUUUUGCGGUAGCCCGGUUCAUUCAAAAGGGUGGCUCCUUCAUCAAUUACUAUAUGUAUCAUGGCGGAACCAACUUUGGACGGACUGCUGGGGGUCCUUUUAUCACAACCAGCUAUGACUAUGAUGCUCCAAUAGAUGAAUAUGGUUUGAUCCGGCAACCCAAAUAUGGUCAUCUCAAGGAGCUUCAUCAAGCCAUUAAGCAAUGUGAACCCGCUUUACUAUCUUCCAAUCCUACCGUUACAUCAUUGGGAACUUAUCAGCAGGCUCAUGUGUUCUCUUCAGGGCCUGUUUGUGCAGCUUUUCUCUCAAACUCCAAUGCGAAAUCAACUGCUAGGGUGACUUUUAGGAGUAGGCACUAUAAUUUGCCUCCUUGGUCCAUUAGCAUCCUUCCUGACUGCAAGAACGAAGUAUUCAAUACAGCCAAGGUGAAAGUUCCUACCUCGCAGACCCAAAUGUUAUCAAGUAGUUCUUUGUUUCUUUCAUGGGAGACCUAUGAUGAGGAUAUUUCUUCAUUUGAAGAGGCCUCAAGAACUACGGCAGCUGGACUCUUUGAACAAAUAAAUGUCACUCGAGAUAGCAGUGACUACCUAUGGUACAUGACUAGUGUGGACAUUAGUUCAUCAGAAUCAUUUUUACGGGGAGGACAGAAGCCUGCGCUCAGUGUACAGUCAGCCGGGCAUGCUCUUCAUGUCUUCAUCAAUGGGCAAUUUUCUGGAUCUUCCUUUGGGACCAGGGAGAACAGGGGUUUCACAUUCAAUGGACCUGUCAACCUCCGUGCUGGAACAAAUAGAAUCACAUUACUCAGCAUGGCAGUGGGACUACCGAAUGUCGGGCUACACUUUGAAACUUGGAAAACUGGAAUCCUAGGUCCAGUUUUACUAGACGGUCUGGACCAGGGAAAGAAGGAUUUGACGUGGCAGAAAUGGUCCUACCAGGUUGGCCUAAAAGGAGAAAUGAUGAAAUUGAUCUCGCCAAAUGGUGCCUCAGCUGUUGAUUGGAUCCCCGAGUCACUGGCUACCCAUACCCAGCAACCAUUGACAUGGCAUAAGGCUCACUUUGAUGAACCUGAAGGUGCUGAACCACUGGCUUUGGAUUUGCGAAGUAUGGGAAAGGGGCAGGUAUGGGUCAAUGGACAGAGUAUCGGGCGAUAUUGGAUGGCUUUUGCAAAUGGGAACUGCGAUUCGUGCAGUUAUUCCGGGACUUUUCGGCCUCUAAAGUGCCAAUCUGGUUGUGGCCAACCAACACAAAGAUGGUAUCAUGUUCCAAGAUCAUGGUUAAAGCCAAAGGGGAACCUUUUGGUGAUUUUUGAGGAACUCGGAGGGGACGUAUCAAAAAUCUCUCUUGUGAAGAGGCUGGUGUUGGCGUAAACUGAAGCUACUUGUUCCACAGCUGGUGCAUUUGGGCCAAAUUCAAGAAACUGAGAACCACUAUAUUGAAGAAUAAAAAGAGAAUAAACUUUCUUUUCUCUAUAUGUAUUCAAGGUAGGGAGGGAUAGAAAAGAUGGGAGCUCACAGAUGAAAGUGCCUUGGGUUUCAUUGGCUGCAUGUUGAAUUGCCCUUCAUCCUUUCUGGGAGAUGAAUGUAGGGAUAAAACUCAGAUAUAGGCUUGUCUAUUUAACUUUUUUGAGGGUAGGAUCUGGAAAUGGUGCAAUGAAAUUGGCGGGGCUAGUGCUUUGCUUCUGACUUAUUAAUAAUCCAUAUAUUGUACCAAAUGUUUAAUCUCCUUGGAAAUUCCAAAGGCGCGAAAUACCAAUUCAGCAUCUACAAUUUAAUGAAGAUGGUUCGGUCGA